Messenger RNA from Cyanistes caeruleus (blue tit), 1226 nucleotides. It is a transcript of the gene STAR, whose product is annotated as steroidogenic acute regulatory protein. The record is from RefSeq and is a predicted model, not a curated record. Gene Ontology annotation, biological process: steroid biosynthetic process; intracellular cholesterol transport; regulation of steroid biosynthetic process. Gene Ontology annotation, cellular component: mitochondrion. NCBI's taxonomy places the organism in Eukaryota, Metazoa, Chordata, Aves, Passeriformes, Paridae. Gene Ontology annotation, molecular function: cholesterol binding; cholesterol transfer activity.
GGGCCAGAGCAGCGCCGGCACGGACGGACAGACACCGCUGAGGCCACCACUGAGGCCACCACUGAGGCCACCACAGCCGCUGCCCAGCCCACAGCUCCGACCCCACAGGGAGAUGCUGCCAGCCACAUCCAAGCUCUGCGCUGCCAUCUCCUACCACCACCUGCGCAACAUGACCGGUCUGAGGAGACAAGCUGCUGUGGCCAUCAGCCAGGAGCUGAGCAGGCUGGCCAGCCGCAGCCCGGGACCCGGCACCUGGAUCCACCAGGUGCGCAGGAGAAGCUCCUUGCUCAGCUCGAGGCUGGAGGAGAAACCCUUCAGCGAGAUGGAAAUGUCUUACAUCAAGCAAGGGGAGGAAGCGCUGCAGAAAUCGCUCAGAAUCCUUGAGGACCAGGACGACUGGAAGACGGAGACGGUGGCGGGCAAUGGAGAUAAAGUGCUGAGCAAGGUGCUGCCGGAUGUGGGGAAGGUGUUCCGGCUGGAGGUGGUGGUGGACCAGCCCCUGGACACUGUGUAUGGAGAGCUGGUGGACAACAUGGAGCAGAUGGGAGACUGGAACCCCAACGUCAAAGAAGUCAGGAUUCUGGAGAAGAUUGGGAAGGACACGGUGAUCACCCAUGAGAAGGCGGCCGCGACCCCUGGGAACAUCGUUGGGCCUCGGGACUUCGUGAGCGUCCGGUGCUCCAAGAGACGCGGCUCCACUUGUGUCCUGGCUGGGAUGUCCACGACCUACGGGGCCAUGCCCGAGCAGGAGGGGUUCAUAAGGGCUGAGAAUGGUCCCACCUGCAUGGUCCUGCGGCCACUGCCCGGCAGCCCCUCCCAGACCAGGCUCACCUGGCUGCUGAGCAUCGACCUCAAGGGCUGGCUGCCCAAGACCAUCAUCAACCAGGUCCUGUCCCAGACACAGGUGGACUUCGCCAAACACCUCCGGCAGCGCCUGGCCCAGCCGGUGCCUGUGACCUGCUGACCACCCCGUGCAGGGCUUCCCUCAGGGGCAAAGUACGGAACCCUGUCACUCCAAUUCACCUUGAACAGCAGACUCCACUAAUUAAUGCACAGUUACAAACAGUAAAUAUAAAGGUUUAUUUAUUGAAGCUCAUUGUGUAAGUGCAGGACAAAUUUAAUUCCUGCAGUCGCUUAACUGAGCAUGUGCUGGCCCAGUCAAGCCAACUCCACCCUCCCUAAUUACUUUCAACGAAUAAAUAAAGCUAUAAUUAGUGCUGUCUACA